AUGGAAGGUACGUCGCCGCCGGGGUCGCUGGACAAUGUCGUCCGGAUCUGGGACGCGGACAGCGGUGUGCUGCUGGAACGCCUCCGCGGGCACCGGGACAGCGUGUACAGCGUGGUGUUCACCCCCGACGGGCGCGGCGUGAUCAGCGGGAGCCUCGACAAGACGCUCAAGGAGGCGGGCGUCGCGCCGGAGGGCCGUGCCGUCUGCACGCGGGACUUCCUCGGGCACAAGGACUACGUGCUAUCCGUUGCUGUCUCGCACGACGCGCAGUGGAUCGUGUCCGGCUCGAAGGACCGCGGCGUGCAGUUCUGGGACCGCGCGGGCGCGGUGCACGCGCUCCUCCAGGGGCACAAGAACUCGGUCAUCUCGAUCGACCUCAGCCCCGCGGCGAACCUGCUCGCCACCGGGAGCGGGGACAGUCUGGCGCGGGUGUGGAGCUAUGCGUAG
Molecule: messenger RNA, 447 nt
Organism: Mycena indigotica
Lineage: Eukaryota; Fungi; Basidiomycota; Agaricomycetes; Agaricales; Mycenaceae
Product: WD40 repeat-like protein
Exons: 3
Coding region: 1-447 (148 amino acids)
Molecular function (GO): protein binding
Source: RefSeq, a predicted model, not a curated record